Messenger RNA from Pangasianodon hypophthalmus (striped catfish), 9526 nucleotides. RefSeq names its product WW domain binding protein 1-like a (gene wbp1la). The record is from RefSeq and is a predicted model, not a curated record. The transcript has 4 exons. Lineage: Eukaryota; Metazoa; Chordata; Actinopteri; Siluriformes; Pangasiidae. Bases 5045 to 6070 code for a protein of 341 amino acids.
UUGUGAGAAGAGUCAGAAUCGUCCAUUUUUUUAUCUGUUUAUGUUGGCAGAUGAUCAUUUUGUUACACUCGAGGCCUAAACACCAUGUACACAAAUAACACCAUGCACAUUGACACAUACCUAGAUAGAGCAUAGUCAAAUUAGAAGUUAUAGUCAACUUAGCUGUAGGCUGGCAGACGUCUGGGGGAAAAUAAACUUGUCUGAACAUCCUGAACUGACAUGAAAGUGUGACACAUAGUGUAGCAGUGCUUCCCAAACUGGAACUUCUAAACAGAGAAGAGUGUUCAGAAAGUUCUUCCCAAAAUCUAUUGUGGGAAAAGUGUAUCUGAUGCUGACUGUUUGAGAUCCUGUCCAUCGGUUUAAAGGGUGUGGAUCUUUGUGGUAAAGUAAGAUUUCACCCUAAAACAACAACAUGUUUUGACGAGACAACUCCAGGAAGUGCUCACGUAGUGACACUGAUUUUACUAGAGCAUGUCUGUUCCAGCACCAUGCAUAUUUAUUUCUGCAGCCUUUUUUUUUUUUUUUUAAACUGUAUUUUAUGCUUUUGAGUAUGAAAUAUCACUUCAAGUUUUGGAUUACACCAUCUGUUAGUAUUUCCUAGGCUUUAUGAUUCAAAAGCAAAUUUUUAAGUAGGAACAGUCUGUAAAACCGAGUGUUUUGCUCCAGUGUUUCAACUCAGUUACUCGCAGUGGUUUGCUUGAUUUACAAUUCACCUGUUCUUAUUAUACUUAUACUGCUCUUAUGCUGAUGAAGUAUGGCUGAGCUUUGAAUAUUCUGUACACUAUGAAAAGUUAUUUACACUGACAGUGCUGAUAAAUUCUCAAAUCUGGUUGCUCAGAAGUAGGGCUGCAACCAGCUAUUCUUUUGAUAAUUGAUUAAACUAUCAAUUAUUUUAAGAAAUAUAUUAAAAAACAAUAAUAUUUAUUUAAAAAAUGUUUAUUUGCAGCAUUUUAAUCAAGAACUAGGCUUAAUUAAAUAACAGAUCACUAAUGACAGUGCAGUAUUACUUACAUUUAUCAGUGGCAACAUGAGAGUGCUUAUGUCAACCAAUGAGACAUCCAGAAUAAUGCAAGGUGAGGGUUUUUUUUUUUUUUUCUGAAUGCACACACUUUUUUUUGCAACUACACUAUAUGGCCAAAAGUUUGUAGACCCCUGACCAAUAUGUGGUUCCCCAAAUGGUUGCCAAAAAGUUGUCCAUGAAGACAUGAUUUGCCAAGGUUGGAGUGGAAGAAGUCGAAUUGUCUGCACAGAGCCCUGAUCUCAACCCCAGUGAACACCUUUGGGAUGAACUGGAAUGCAGACUACAACCCAAGCCUCCUCACCUGACAUCAGUGUCUGACUUCACUAAUGCUCCUGUGGCUAAUGGGGCAAAUUCCCACAGCCAUGCUCCAAAAUCUAGUGGAAAGCCUUCCCAGAAGAGCGGAGGUUAUUAAAACAACAAAGGGGACUAAAUCUGGAAUUGGAUGUUCAAAAAGCACUUGCUUCAUGAUAUGAGCUUUGUUUCAAAGUGAGAAAACAUUCGUCCUGUUGACUAAUCAUUAAUUUGAGGGCAUGUUCAUUUUCAACCUGAGUUGUUGUUCAAAUCUUUGGUCAGAGUAGCACAAGGUAAUAUUUUCAGAUAGGGCAGGAAUGCUUGAAGCAUAUGACCGUGAAUGUGUGAUACACUUAGAAGACCGGAUAAGGCAGGAAACCCAAAAGAGUAGACUGUGGUUAAUAAGCAUGGUUCAAGCAUGUAGACUGUGCUUCCAUUGUUUCUUACUUUGAUCACAAACAAAUGAUUAUGAAUCAAAUAUGUUAUUCAGAUUAAAACAUAAGUUAAGUCAUUAAGUCAACAACAUAGAAAUAAUGUAAAGUGUUCCCAUACUUCAAGUUUCAAGUUUAUUUGUCAUAUAUACAAGUGUCAGUGACAAUGUACAUUGAAAUGCUUUUUGUGAGGCUUAGGCAGUCUACAGCAGUACAAUAAUAACAACAGAAAUAAAUAAUAAAGGGCCAAGCAAGACAGAAAUUUAAGAGACAGAAAUAUAGAAUAAAGAUUACAACAGAUUCACAAUACAAUACAAUAACAAUAAAAAGUAUUUUUUUAAAAAAAGUUUGCUUUCUGUGAUAGCAUGUGCCACCAUUUCUGUCAAAUGCUUUUUUUAUUCUAAAUGAAAUGAUGUAACAUGCCACAGCAUGCAUAACACAGUCCAACUAUUCAAUAAUGAGUUCAAUUUGUUGGCAUCUAUUUGUAUUAUUUUAUUUUAUCAAUUUUGUAGAUCAGUUUUGUCGAUUGUUGCAGCCCUAGUCAGAAGAUAUUGAGUACUUUUCUAUAACAACGUGGCAGUGACAGAAGUGCUGACUUGCAUGGCAAACUAUACACGUAGUGUAUGCCUAAUAAUAAAUGGAUUUAAAAUGUGUUUUUAUUUAACAAAGAAAUACAUUGGUCUUUUCUUGAUAACAAGUGAAGGAACAAUUGUUCAUUUAUAUUUACAUUUAUAGCGUGUAGCACCUCUAUCAAAAACACAUGAGUGCCAAGACAGAGAAGAACCUUGAUGCAUGGCUUUCUUGUUUCCUGAGGGAUGAUGGGUCUAAUCAAGAAGUGCUAGAGGCUCUGAGCGAGUGUGCCGCAGAGCAAGGUGUGAAGCUUUGAAGUAGGCGGGCACUGGUACAUUUAUAGCUUUGUAGGCAAGCAUCAAUGUUUCAGAUCUGAUGCGGGCAGCUACAGGAAGCCAGUGGAGGGAGCGGAGCAAUGGGGUGGUGUGGGAGAACUUAGGGAUGUUGAUAACAGCUUGUGCAGCUGCAUUCUUGAUUAGUUGUAGAGGUCAGAUGGCACAUAGGGGCCUGCCAGGACCAAGUUGCAGUAGUCCAGUCUCAGAAUCACAGUGGACUGAACAAGCACCGGGUUGUGGAUAGAAAUGGUCGAAUUCUACUGAUGACAGAUUUAUAGCUGCUACAACAUAAAGGACAAGUGAUCAUUUGUUUCACAACAUAUAUAAAAACUGCAAUUUGUUCUAAAUUAAUAAAAAAAAUUUGUAAUUUGUAAAAUUUAAAAUUUGUAAUCUUCAGCACCUUGUGAUGUCCUGUUACAGGAAAAAAAAAUCAGGGUAGUAAUGGCCAUCCACACAUCACACCACCUUGUUUUUGAUUAUUUUCCUAUAACAGCAUGGCCUGUAAUAUUUUAUUUAAUACUUAAUUUUUUGCUAGAAGAAGCUUGUAUGUGUAUUUGGGUUAUUUUUGCGGCUCAAAUACUCGCCUGCCAAAUGAGUGAGGCCAAUAAGUCCCAGGAGCUGAUUGUGUCUUUAUAAAGCCCAUGUUUGUGCCCUCAACAAAAUUCAGUGGCAGCAAUAUGAGGUGAUGAAGCACUGAAAAGAAGUUAAAACUCGAAAGCAGACUGAAGCAUUGUAACUGACACUACUUUAAAAAUGCUCAUUUUAACCCAGUGUGUGAAAAGUGGCUUUGCAUACAGUUAAAGGUUUAUUGUCAUCAGGCUAUUAAACUGUAUUUUUAAUCAUACACAGUGAUAAUGCAUUUUUAUGAUAAUCUAAUAUAAACAGAUUUUUUAUUUAUUUGUUUACUUAUUGGGCAUAAGCACCUAAAUGAAUGAAUGAAGUCACGGACGAAGCUGGUGUGAAUUGAAUGAAUGAGUCACGGACGAAGCUCAGCCUGCACAAUAAUUUCUUAAUUUCAUCAUUUUUGCAGCUUGGCAAUGAAAUUCAGUUGAAGUUAAGUAUGUGGACACCUGACCAUCAAACCCAUAUGUGCUUUUUAAACAUCCCAUUCUGGAUGUCUCCUUUUGCAAUAAACUCCACUCUUCUGGAAGGGCUUUCCACUAGAUUUUGGAGUGUGGCUGUGGGGAUCUUUGCUCAUUCAGCCACAAGAGCAUUAGAGAAGUCAGACACUGAUGUUGGGCAAGAAGGCCUGAGAUGCAGACUGCCUUCCAGUUCAUCCCAAAAGUGUUCAGUGGGGUUGAGGUCAGGGCUCUGUGCAGGCCACUCGAUUUCUUCCACAUACUUUUGUCCAUAUAGUAUAUUUUAGGGUUCUGCACACGUCAUUCAGGAGCACAAAAUAAAUCUAUGUAAAACUAUGAAAGUGAAACAAAAAAGGAUUUCAGGAGUUAGGAAGCCAUUGCUGCAGCUUUGCAAGUUACAUAUUAAGACAAAAACAACAGCUGACUUGAAAACUAGUUUUUCACUAAUAUUUAUAGCCUACUGCCAAACCUUCCACCAGUACUUUUGUAAACUACAAAACUUAGACUUAGGUCGAAUUAUUGGUGAUGUCUCGCUAGUGUCUGUGGAUGUUUUUGUCAGAUAGACCAGCGCAAAAAUGUGAUUUAACAGCGUGGGAGUGAAUAAACCCUGCUUCCCAGAUGACCUGACAAUCACGGUCCUCGCCUUAGGUCAACUGCUAACAUUUUUGUAAAAUGUGCUAGUAAAGGAACGUUUCUUUUGUUUAAUGCCAAAAAUGAUUGCAAUAAGAGAUAAUACAGCUUAAAAUAAUGUCUUUGCAACAUUUAAAUGAAAUCCACUGGAAUUGCUCUUUAAAGGUGAUUGGCUGCAUUGCAUUGACUUUGAGGACCGAGCUUUUUAAGUAUCACUGUUAUAAAAAGUAAUUAUUUAUCGUCGUCUGCUAGUUUCUCAGCUUUGCUCAGGCCAGAACAUCAGUUUUUUACCAUAUGAUAUUGCUUGAUGGAAGACUGAGUGAUUUUUAUUAUUGCUUUCAAUAAGUAAAAUAUGCAACUCUGAAGACAUGAAGAGUAAAACCCCUUGAGUAUAGUGGGUGUAAAAUUUUUGUCUGUCUUCGUGUGUCCCAAGUGGCUGAUAGACUGACAGGGAGAGGCAGAACUGUCAUCCUGUUUACUUGCAUUCCCUGGCAUGGAUCACUGCGUUCUAAAUGCUGGGAGUGGGGCAUGUGCGUGUGUGUGCUUAACUUGAGAAUAGCCAUCAGCCUGUGAGUGCAAACUGCACUGUACUAUGUGUGGCUGCAGAAUAGCCCGGACUUGACCUUCCUUUUGUGUCUAACUGUGUCUGUAAGCUAAGGUAGCCCUUCAUUCUCUCGGGAAUACAGUAUGCCUUUUCAUACGGCUUUCCACCAGAGCAAGCUGCUGUGCGUCGGCGUGAACAACCAGACCUAUAUCUGUGAGUCGGGACACUGCUGUGGAGAGUCUCAGUGCUGCAGCUACUACUAUGAGCUGUGGUGGUUCUGGCUGGUCUGGACUGUCAUCAUCAUCCUGAGCUGCUGCUGUGUGUGCCACCAUCGUCGCACCAAGCAUCGCCUGCAACAACAGCAGCGGCAGCAUGAGAUCAACCUCAUUGCUUACAGAGAGGUUCACAACUACACCUCCCUGCCCUUCUACUUCAGGUUUCUGCCCAGCUACCUCUUACCUGCAUAUGAAGAGGUGGAGAACAGACCUCCGACUCCUCCUCCUCCAUACAGUCCCUCUCAACCAGGUCAAAGCACAGAUACAGUCAGCCCUGAGCAAACCAAUGAGCUGUGCCCAUCGCUGCAGACAGGCUCCACAGCCGCUGCGUCAGAGAGCAACUCCACUGUGCACUGCAUUGAAGAGACCAAUCGGCCUCCUGCUCAUCGGCCAUCAGGUGAUGCGCACAAACCGUACAUGAGCUUUGAAGAGGAUAGCCAGCAGCAGCAGGUUGCAUCAGCCACUUCACCUGAGAUAACUAAGAAUGGCAAAGAGCCCUCAAAGUCUGGUGAUCAAGGGCUUGAUAGUUGUCCCGAGAUCAAGGACAAGACAGUGGGGCGCCAUAGACGCUUUACCGGAGACUCAGGAAUCGAGGUGUGUGUAUGCAGCCGCGGGCCAGGGGAAGGAGAGGAUGAGGAAGAGGAUGAAAUGAAGGAACUUGACGGACUUCUGGACAGAGAGGACUUACAGAAGCAGGACUUCUGUGAUAGUUGCAAUCCCCAUAAUGAUGGCCUUCAAGGGCCAGGUGAUGAGGAGCAGGGCUUUGCUGGCCCAGAGAGGAGCCUUGAGCACAGGGAGCCUCCACUUCAGCGUCUCCCUAUCAGCCUUCAGUUACACACCAUCAACGAACAGGAGGCUCCUCAGCAUGGCAACAGUGCAGAUCUCCAAAGCUAAGCACCACCACAUACUAAAGUGACUCUCUGUGGUUUGCUAACUCCCUUUACUUUCUCACUGUACUGUUGCUUUGGGUGUGUGUACAUGUGUGCUGGAAGUGUGAAUGUUAUGCGGUGUUGUUAGAUUAAUCUAAGAAUCCAGCAAAGACAUUUUCACAGGCUGUUGUCAAGGACACUGCAGAAAAGAAAUUUAUUCAUUGGCUAGGCUUAUAAACAUUGCUUACCAUUCUGAACAAGGUGUAGGUAAUUUUAUUUUCCACUUAACAGACCCAGUAAGGGUCAUUGCUCGCAGUCAACAAACCAGGGGUUUCAAAGGCUGAUGCCAAUAUUUAAAUAAUGAGUGAUUUAGGAGCUACUGUUGAAAGCUGACAUUGUUUGUACAGGGAAAUUCAGUAGAAAUGUUAAACUGGAACUAAUUUAUUUACACCCCAAAUACACACAGAUUUUUGUCAUUCAGUUUGUUAUCCCCCUUUAAGUAAGGUUUUCAUAAAGUUAGACAAAGCUAAUACCACAGUUUUCACAAACGACUAUGGAAACUGGCUGCUAGGUGUAUACACAAGAUGUUUGUUUGUUUUCGUUUGUUUGUUUUCUUGUUUGUUUGUUUGUUUGCUUGUUUGUUUGUUUUUUAAUCUGUAUAAUAUUCCAAUUCUAUCAGUCUAACACUGUCAUUGGUACAGUGCUUUAUGAAGUGUUCACUCUGUUUGUUCCAGAGCUGUAAAUCUGAAUUUUAUCAUGCACUAUAUGGCCAAAUGUAUGCGUACACCUGAUCAUUACACCCACAUGUGGGCCUUCCCCAAACUGUUGGGGAAGUCUGAAGCACACAAUUAUAUAGGAUUCCUUUGUAUGUUGUAGCAUUACAAUGUCCCUUCACUGGACCUAAGAGCCCCAAACCUAUUUCUUUACGACAGUGCCAUUUAGCCAGAACCAAGGUCUAUAAAGACAUGGUUUGCCAUGUUUGAUGUGGAAGAACUCAAGUGACCUGCACAGAGAUCUGUCCUCAGCCUCAGUGAACACCUGACUGUGCACCAGGCUGUCUCACUUGACAUCAGUGUUUGACCUCACUAUUGCUUUUGUGGCUGAAUGUGCAAAUCCCCAGAAGAGUGGAGGUUAUUAUAACAGCAAAGGGAGGACCAACUCCUUGUUAAUGCCCAUGGUUUUAGAAUGGGUACAUAUGGGUGGUCAGGUGUCCACAUUCUUUUGGCCAUGUAGUGUAUAUUCAACAAAUAUCUGAUCUAAAUAGCAAACAAUCUAACUGGAUCAUUGCUAUUCAUUGCAAAAAAAAAAAAAAAAAAAAGAUCACAUCUAAACAAGGAAUUUAAUGAGUUAAAGAGGAAUAACAAAUCUGAUAUUUGAAUAUGAAUAUUUAGCCAUGCUACUCUUCUCAAAGGCACAAGAUCAGUGGUGUCCAGUCUUAUUCGGAAAGGGCCGAUAUGAGUGCAAGCUUUCAUUCCAGCCAAGCAGAAGCCACACCUGAGUGUACUGAAAGCCAAGAUCCGCUGCUUAAACAGGUGGAAUCAGGUGUGGAUCCUGCCUGAUUGGAAUGAAAACCUCCACAACCUCUGCACAAGAUUAUGCAAUGCAUAAAUGCAAGAAAGAAAAAAGGAAUGUGAGGAAUGUCUCUGCAGAUCACGCAGUACUGAAGCAGUCUUCCAGACUGCAGAACUACUGUGUAGCCUCCAUUGGUUCCUGUCAGUUAAUGUAUAUUUCUUUCUCCCCUCUUAAUGGACACUGUCAGAGGUUAGACAUACUGUAAUGGUGCCAUGGUGGCUUGGUAAAGCUUCCUUUUUUGGGAUUAAUUUCAUUGGUAUAUAUGCUCUUAAAUUUGGCUGGCCUUACGUUUCUUUUUUUUUGUGUGUGUGUGUGCAUGUGCGUGCACAUAUGUGGAAUAAGCUUUAUGACUUUUUUUUUUUUAAUAAGUAAUACACUAUAAAGAAUCUGAGUUUAUCAGCAUUGCAUUCAGUAAGUGAGCAAUAGUGGCUGGCAUUAGUUAAGCAGAGCAGUUCAAAUAAAAAUUGCAUAUACUGUGUAGUAAUAAUUUCUGGUAACAUGGCUUGCAUAUUUUGGUGCCUUUGUUGUUUUUCAUUUACCUUAGUGGAAUAUUUCAACAGGAUUCUUCUAUAAAUCAGAAGUCAAGGCCAGUGUGGGUUAACAGAGCUUUAUAUACCGAGUCGUGAAUCAGAGUGUAUCAGGCACUGAUUGCUAUAACUGUAACGUAUCAUGACUGUGUUCUCAGCUGAAUGGUUAACUUGAUUAAGGAGUAAAUGUAAUUUCUUUUUCUCCAUACCCCAGGUUUUAACAGAAUAGCCCUGUAAAGGUACUGAGUCAGUAAUAUAUUGAUAAUCUUUUUUUUUUUUCCCACUUUGACAGUGUAAAGGUGCUAUAAACAGCAGUUUAUGCUGAUCACAGAAGAGGUUAUACAGCUUUUUUCUUUAAUUGGAGCCUGUCCACAUAGGGUAACUUUUGGCUUUGAAGCCCACAACGUUAAUGACCAUUGUCUUCGUAUCCUUUUAGUGUGGUAAAACUAAAAACUUUUUUUUUUUUUUUUUUUAUUAAGGUGGUAAGGAGGAUGUCAGUUUUUGAUCUACUGUGGCAAUAGAGACUGCUCAAUGCUGCUCCACUGCAUUCCUACACUCUGUUCUCUGUGUGUGUGUGUGUGUGUGUGUGAGUGAGAGAGAGAGAGAGAGACUGAGAAGUGAUUUACAGUCACUUGUUCUUUGAGGUAGUGUGUUUAUUUGACCUUUGGUGUGAAUAAUCAGUAAGGCUUCCAGUGAUACAGGGUGUUUAGAUAGUGCUCAGUUCAAAGGGCACACGUUGGCCUCAGAGAUAGUGCCAGGCACGGGUGUCUGAAUAAGUGGAGGACAAACAUCUUAAACAAACAUUAGACAUCAGAUACUGUAGCUUCCUUCUCAAGCAGUGUUUGCUGGAGACAAUAGUUUUGCAAACAAAUUAAAACAAAACCUUAAAGACUUGUUUAAACAUUUAAAGAUGUAAUUCCCUUGUACACCAAGUCUUUUGUGUUCGGAAGCAUUCGUGUGCCAUUUUUUUUUUUUUUUUUUGGUUAUUGUUGGUGCUUAAGGGUUAUGUACUCAUGUGUCCUCUUCAUUUUUUCAUUUUAUAUCUUGAGACCAAAAAUACAUAUUGUUUAAAAAGAGGAAAUCAAAAUUAGUUGAUCAUUGCAGUAUGAUUUUUUUUUUUUUUUGCCUCAAUAAUUUGUCAUUGCACUGUUUUAAAUUAAUGCAGUGAGUUUGUUUGCUCGAAGGUGACGAAGGCUUUAGAAGCCAAUUGCUCUUUAAGUUUAGCUCUGACACAAGACCUGGUACUAUAUUUUAGUUUUGUAUCUGUAAUUGCCUUUUUAUAAAACUGCAUUUUCUGCUAUGGGUAACAUUUUGUAUAAAGCCUCAAUCAAAUGAAUGAGUCAAUGUACAUUACAAAUAAAACACCUUUAAACACCAUGAAA